GCAAUUUUCCCCCAAAGCAUACCACCUGAUCAAGCAGCAGUCACCCAUGUCUCUCUUCGAAUCCAAUUUAUUUACGAUUAGGAUUAUCUUCUUCACCACCGUCUUCAUCCUGUUAUGCCCAGCCCUCGCCAGAAACCCCCACAUCAUCAACUUCCGAUCACCUAACCUCUAUCCAGAGGGCCUUGCGUGGGACCCAUCAGCACAGCACUUCCUCGUUGGCUCCCUCCACCACCGCACCAUAAAUUCCAUCUCUGACGCCGGCGUUAGGAGGGCAAAACCAACAAGAGAUUUAGUGGCUGCAUACUGCAUUAUAUCUCUCCGUGACACAGUAACGGUUUUUGGUGCUUGUAGUAUUUGCACUUGCUCACUCUUCACCUGCAAAAGAUGCAGAAAAAUGUGUUUCAGAAAAUGCUUCCACAGAACAAAUUUGAAUCCUAGGUACAUUAUUUCAGUCAGAUGAAACAGUUUCUUUUUUCUGCACACAAUUUGAGGGGAAAUCAAAAGAACUGCAAUACAGCCUGCAUAAGCUCAGAAAAUAUAUCAGAACACCAAGGAAUAGUGGUCCUGAACUAAUAGACCCUAUAAAGGCUCACACUGAAUGAGUUUCACAACUGGUGCAACAUCUUCUAUGGCAUCAAAUUCUUAAUAAUGCGGCUGCCAAAUAUAAAUUAUGAUUAAACUGUAAUAACUAAUGGUAACUAGUAAGGACACAUUUUAAGAAAUCUGGUGAUAACUUAGUCGUCAAUAUCAUCAAAAUAUCUUCAUAGAAAACAGAUGUAUCUUAAUUUCAACCAGCAUUGUAAUAUAAGAUUGAACGUUACACGCAAGAAAUUUUAGAUUAACUUAUUUUAUUUACUUCCCUAAGUUUUGAGUCUUGACAAAUCACUCUGUAGAUUGGAGACCUUACCUCCACCCAAGGAAUUCAUUGAGCAUGAAGUAACCUGCCAAGGUAACUGGCCAAUAGAGACGGUUCAACAGCAUAUCAAUAGGAUAUUUCAGUCCAAGAAGAAAUGAGCUUGAUUCGUCUAGAUUCCAUCCAGAAUUAUAAUCACGAUCUAUAUCGAAUAAUGUCUCUAUCUAAGUACUACUAUGAUAACACCAUGCUUGUACAAAGUACUCAUUGUUUUGAUUAAGACAGUGAAUUAGACCACUUUCUUGUUUCACUUUUCAGCUAUGGAGUUUGAUAGGGACAAAGUUCCUGAAACAAAUCAUUGGAUUCAAGAUCCUGUAGUUUGAUAAAUUCAGAAUAAACUGUGGUAUUUCCAACUUCAUAGAGUGAAAAAUGACUGCAAUAUCAAACAGGGCCAAGCCAGAGUAUCUGUGCUAACUUUGACAUAAUUUAGGCAUUUUAAAAUUGAAAAGGGAAGUUAAUAAGCAAAACAAGUGUUUGUAACCUUACCUUAUCAUACUAUUAUGAGAACUUCCAAGCUGUUUUUUCAACAAAAAGUAAUAGGUUAA
Messenger RNA from Rubroshorea leprosula, 1458 nucleotides. Lineage: Eukaryota; Viridiplantae; Streptophyta; Magnoliopsida; Malvales; Dipterocarpaceae. The record is from the annotation of a GenBank genome assembly.